GAACCAUGCUUACCUAAAUUCAUUCCAGGAAAAAUCCAAGGAGAAGAACUUGAUAAAUUAUUUGGAAUCUUAUCAUCGAGUUCAUUAACUUCAGAUAAACAUGACUACAGCAUGAAGACACCACAGAAAUCAGCAGAAGCUGGAUCCUCUCCUCCAGUCAAACAGCUGCUUGAUGAACCAGAGACUGUCACCACCAUAGACACUGGGUAUAGAAUUGAUCUUUACAAUGUGGCCUGUCUGAGUGAUGAAGAAAUCUGGACAAGUGGACAUGGCAGCACCAUGAAACUCUACAGCAUCAAUCAGAGAUCACUACUCAAGUCAAUCACAACCAAGUCAUGGCUCUAUCCAUCUGACAUAGCAGUGACAAAAAGUGGAGAUCUAGUUUAUACUGAUUACGGUGAUAGAACUGUAAACAUUGUGAAGAAUAAGAAGAUAGAGGAGGUGAUCAGACUACAGAACUGGAAACCUCGCAGUGUCUGUAGUACCUCCUCUGGUGACCUCCUGGUUACCAUGGAAAGUGAUGAUUAUAAACAAACAAAAGUUGUCCGUUACUCGGGCUCCACAGAGAAACAAACCAUUCAGUUUGAUGAUCAAGGUAAACCUCUCUUUUCAUCUAGUAGUUAUCACAUAACAGAGAACAGGAACCUGGAUAUCUGUGUGUCCGACUGUGUAGGUAGAGCAGUAGUGGUGGUCAAUCAGGCCGGGAAUCUGAGAUUCAGGUACACUAGACAUACUCCUGCUACAAAGAACCUACCAUUCAGUCCACGAGGAAUCACCACAGACAGUCAGAGUCACAUCCUUACAGCUGAUUAUAACAAUGCCUGUGUCCACAUCAUAGACCAGGAUGGACAGUUUCUCCGUUACAUAGAAUGUGGACUGAGAGAUCCCCGGGGACUGUGUAUAGAUACAAAUGACAAUCUGUUUGUUGCCCAACAGACAAACAGUCUAGUGAAGAAAAUCAAAUAUCUGCAGUAAAAAUUACCACAUUAUAGAGUACGAAUAAUGAAAGCAAAUACUUCCUAUAUGAAAUUUACCAUUAUUACUGUAUGCGAGUUUAUUACGUGGAAAGUACAUGAUACAACUGUACCUCUGAAUUGCAUAACUGAAGGUAACAGGAAUUGAAGAAAAUCUAUUUCAUGCAUCAGUAAAAUCCAUAUAUUGUGAUCCAUAUUCUAGAAGAUGUCAGUGCAUGUAACUGAUUUUAUUUUAAUUUACAGAUACAGUGUAUAUUAUAUUCAAUAUUUAGGCAAAAUUUGAAAUCAACAUUUUUUUUCUUUUUACAUACACCUUGUACAGAAACAAAAGUCACAAUAUGCAAAGUUGAUGAAAUUUCCUCUGAAAAGAAGGGAUGAAAUUGAAAUAAGGAAAAUUGUUUAGGAGACAAA
Messenger RNA from Saccostrea cuccullata (small rock oyster), 1385 nucleotides. RefSeq lists its product as uncharacterized. Lineage: Eukaryota; Metazoa; Mollusca; Bivalvia; Ostreida; Ostreidae. Bases 112 to 975 code for a protein of 287 amino acids. The transcript has a single exon. Gene Ontology annotation, biological process: proteasome-mediated ubiquitin-dependent protein catabolic process; protein polyubiquitination; negative regulation of translation. The record is from RefSeq and is a predicted model, not a curated record. Gene Ontology annotation, molecular function: translation repressor activity; ubiquitin protein ligase activity; protein binding.